Hyaloscypha bicolor E is the source of this 514-nucleotide messenger RNA. RefSeq lists its product as uncharacterized. The transcript is spliced from 3 exons. The record is from RefSeq and is a predicted model, not a curated record. NCBI's taxonomy places the organism in Eukaryota, Fungi, Ascomycota, Leotiomycetes, Helotiales, Hyaloscyphaceae. Bases 115 to 438 code for a protein of 107 amino acids.
CUUCUAUAUACUUAUCUCAACUCCCUAGGGGAUGGCCAGAAGUUUUCUAGGAAUAGAAUAGCUUCUGUAAUGCAGGAAAUUGAUCCAGAAAGUAUAUAACGUCGCUCGGAAGAGAUGAAGGCAGCUAGGGGGGAAUAUAAUAUUUAUGGGCCGAACUUUGUUUGGUCUAUCGAUGGCUAUUGCAAGCUACGAUUUUGUGGGAUUGAGAUAUAUGCUGGUAUUGAUGCCUACUCACGGUUCGUACCUUGGAUUUAUAUUGGAAUCUCAAAUGGUUGUGCUGUUGCUAUCCUAGUGCAAUACCUUGACUUGGUAGACGAAAUGGAGGUUAUUCCGCUCCAUAUUCGAUUGGAUAGAGGAUGCGAAACACCCAUAGUUGCUAAUGCCCAUUAUAUCCUCCAUAAAGCGACGUGCCAAACAAGGGGUAUUGAUCCAUAUUAGUUCUCAGAUCUCUAUUGGUUCGGGACUAGUAUAGCUAAUUAACGAAUUGAGGCAUGGUGGGGGCAAGUUGCGAAGG